CCAUCUUUGCCGACUCUCUCGACGGAUGAGACGUACCCGGAACAGCCGCCAGCGAGACCGUUACCGGAGUGGAUUUCUAACAAGUAUGCAUGUGAACGGCAGACGCCCCUAGUAUGUCCAAAUCAACCAUUCGCUGACGCUCUCUCCACCAUCAAACUCGCCCGAGAACUUAGCGGAGAUCGGGUUGGCGUUCGGGCGUAUGCCUCGGCUAUCGCCGCCGUUAAGACUUUUCCGUGGGCGUUCGAGCAGGGUGGGGAGAGGGAGUUGGGGAAGGUACCGGGUGUGGGGAAGAAGGUUACGAUGUUGUUGCGGGAAUGGCUCCAGACAGGGAGGCUGACGGAGGUGGAGGCGUUGGAAAAGGAUGAGGAGUUCACUACGUGCCGGCUAUUCUGGAACAUCUGGGGUGUGGGACCGAGUACGGCGAAGCACUUGUAUCAACAGGGAUUUCGGACCUUGGAGGAUGUCAAACUACAGUACUGGGGAAGGUUAACGCGGGAACAGCAAAUUGGACUCAAAUACUUCGAUGAUAUUGGCAUGAGAAUUCCACGAGAUGAGGUCGCUGAACUUGGACGUAUCAUCCAGACCAUGGCCGUCCAAAUCACGGACGGCGGAAACGGGGUCCACAGCGUUAUCUGUGGUGGGUAUCGGAGGGGAAAAGAAAUGAGUGGUGAUGUUGAUAUCAUCAUGACACACCGCACACAAUGGCAGCAUCUCGUUCAACGACUUACGGAGGCAUUGGAGAAGACGGGAUGGGUCACGCAUGUGUUGAGCAUUUCGAAGAGUAUGAGUGAGAGGGGUGGACACCCACCCGAACUACACGCAGAGAAAGGCAUCUGGCAGUCUGGAUGGGGCGGAGCGGACUCGCUGGAUAAAUCACUCCUUGUAUUUCGCUCACCGACGACACCGCCAGGGAGCGAAGCGAAAAUCCUACAUCGACGAGUCGAUAUCAUCAUCUCCCCUCCCUCCGCAUUCGGCACUGCGAUCGUGGGAUGGACGGGCGGCACGACCUUCGAGCGCGAUCUCAGACGCUUGUUGAAAGAGAGGAAGGGGUGGAGGUUUGAUAGUGGUGGGGUUGUUGAUAGGGCGACUGGGCAUGUCGUUGAUUUUGGGGAGUGGGAGACGGCGGAGGAGGCGGAGAGGGCGGUGUUUAGGGGGUGUGGGAUGGAGUGGAUUGAUCCGGAAUUGAGAAACACCGGAUAA
Molecule: messenger RNA, 1200 nt
Organism: Saitoella complicata NRRL Y-17804
Lineage: Eukaryota; Fungi; Ascomycota; Saitoellomycetes; Saitoellales; Saitoellaceae
Product: Nucleotidyltransferase
Exons: 1
Biological process (GO): double-strand break repair via nonhomologous end joining
Cellular component (GO): nucleus
Molecular function (GO): DNA binding; DNA-directed DNA polymerase activity
Source: RefSeq, a predicted model, not a curated record